AUGGCGGCGACGAAUACAGACAUGCAUAUGCUUCAGGAAAGACCAGCGGCACAUCACAUCCCUCAGCACCAGCCGUCGUCGCCUUCCCACUCUCUAUCCUCGCCGUCGCUCGUCGAGAGUAUUCGCAGCCUUCGCGACGAUUCGACGCGCCCACACAACGUGCCGGCCACUGCGGACGAGCAACACCAAAUCCGAGCACGUCGCAAGCCCGUCCCGAGUCCGUUGUACCCAGCUGGCAAUAACGGGCUCUCAUAUCAGCAGUUGUCCUAUCAAGACUCACCACGCUUUGACGAACCGCGCAGUCCGCGCGAGAAGCUUGACGCAUUGCUUGCGGAGGAGCAACAUCAUACCUCGCCCAUUCGCCCAACCAAGCCAGCGCAUCCGCCUACACCACCCAACGUUCCCACCCCAAAUUUCACGCAGCCUUCGAGGCCGUCUGCGUAUGCAAAACUCCGGCAGGUGUCGUCACCCACGCUGUCCUCGGCUGGAAUUUCCCCACCAGCGUCACCCGUCACCAUGCCUCCACCAUCGCGGCCGAACCGGCCUGAGACGAGACCGACGGUGCCUGUCCGCAACCCGUCAAUAGAUUCAGCAGCAUCGUCGCUAUCUUCGACCGCCUCUCAGAACCGCCCUCCUGCCAACCAUGCGACGCGACCGUCGCAAGAUACGAGCACGGCGAACCCACCAGAUAUGGCCGCUCUGAUAGCCACAGCAGGCUCACCAGAGGCUGCGAUGCUGGCAUUGUGGAAGGAGAAGCAGAACACAUCCAGUCACAAUGCGCAGCUCUGGCGGCUGGUCGAGAAGCAACGGUCCAUGAUCAUUGGGCUGCAGAAAGAUCUCGAGCGCGCAUUGAAGGACAAGGACCGCUACCGCAGGAAGUUCAAGGAGUAUGCUGAACAGGUGCCACCAGGUCCUGGCUCACUGCAGAAGUCCGACACUUUCGACUCGGUCGUGGAACGCGAGACUAGCCAGUCGCCAGCCCUCAGUGAGCCAGCUGGCGAGCCCGCCAGGCCCAGCGACUCCAAAGCAGGGGAGCACAAGAUAUCGCCCUUGACACAAGAGCACCCCGCGCCACAUCUCAUACCAGACUCGCAAUUAGCGACCUCGCCGUCUCAUUCCACCGCAUCGAAUCUGUCGUCAACCGUGAAUUCGCCCACCGACUAUUCCGUACAACCCCUUAGCCUUGGUAGCAAAGGUCUCGGCCUCGACGCCACAUUGCUGCAGCCCGGUGAUGCUGCUCAACCUCCAGAACAGGCCUCGAAGCCGACUACGCCUCCCCAGAAUAACUCAGAUGUGACAAUAGUCCCAAGUGAUUCACAGCUCCAGCCUCCACAGAUAUCGCUGAUCCAGGCCACGCCUGUCAUUGGUGGUGACGGUUUCGAAUCACCUCCCAGAAAGACUCCACAACCUCUGCGCAAGGCCCCGCCAGCUCCGCUCAACCUCUCGAAACCCAUUACGACUAGCGCACAUCUCCACCAAGCUGUGCACGGCGACGAUGUUGAUUCAGACUACGAUGAUACAUUGGAAGUGGACGAGAUACCUGUUGUGGAGCUGCGGGGAAGGAGGAAGACUCGGGAGGAAGACGAUCGAGUCCGCGAAGCUAUGUAUUCGAAAGACGAGGAAGCUAGAAGCAAGUCGAAGAAGAAGAAAAGCGAAAGCAAGAGCAAACAACAGGCGACGCCAUCUGAAACACCAGCAGGCGAUCAACCUCAGGCGGUCCCGGUUCCCCUUUCGCCGCGUCAGUUCAAUGCGCUGCAAUCGGGCCUUCCACUCUCUCCCCGUCACCCACCUGCCAACUCUCUAAAUGCUCUUCUCAGCCCUGCCAACUCGGAUAGUUCUAUGAUGGCCAACCGAAGUGUUGCAUCGCCACUCAUGAGUCCAGGACUUCCUUCCAGCCCCAGACCCACCGAUAGGCCACUAGGGUCACCAUUACCAAGAAACCCUAAGCAGUCGAUAGCAUCACCGCCCAUGUCGCCAACUACCACCAGUCAAUCAGCUGGACGGCCGGUACAGCAACAAGUUCCUCUCCCGCCAAACACACCUCAGUCUUACCAGUCACCUCCAGUCAACCAGAGUCAACAUUCUAAUCAGCUCCGCAAAGAGUCGUCCACAGGCCUCUUGACAGUACCAGGUGCGCAACCUAGUCCAGAAUCGCCAUCAAGUAGCCCUACCUUGAACGACGUUCCGGAUGCAGAGCAUGUCUAUCGUGGACUCGUCUCUGACCAGUACCCUGGACUCUUGCUCCCUCCCAACGCACUACCUUCUAUUCAAGUCAAGGUCUUCUCAUCCCGCCUUCGGCCGUCACGCAUGAGCAUGCUAGCUCCUAAACCACAGGAGGAGGACCCUGUCUUCAUUCUCGCCGUCUACGCUCGUUCAGACAACAAACAGCUAUGGCGUGUGGAGAAAACGAUUGCCACGCUACCCUCCCUAGACUCUCAGCUGAGGUCCAUGUGCGAUUUUCAGGGACAACUCCCAGAUCGUGGUCUUUUCGGGGGUCAUGCUCCUGCCAAGAUUGAUGCUCGAAGGGUCGCGCUGAACCAAUAUUUCGAUACUGUUCUAGAAACCCCUAUGAACGAAAAGACAGCCUUGAUUGUGUGCGAAUAUCUUUCCACUGAUGUCAUUGGCGCACAAGCUGGUGACAGACUGGCCCCCGAGCCCACACCGGGUCCAACGGUGUCUGUUCAGAGAACGCAGCGCAAGGUCGGUUACCUUACUAAGCGUGGCAAGAACUUUGGGGGCUGGAAGGCACGUUUCUUCGUUCUGGACGGCUCAGAGUUUAGGUACUUCGAGGGCGAAGGUGGUGCGCAUCUGGGAACGAUCAAGUUGCAGAAUGCACAAAUUGGGAAACAAUCACAACAGCAGUCAAACCAAUCGCCACAACGAAAGGAUGACUCCGAGGACAAUCAAUAUCGACAUGCCUUCCUCAUUUUGGAACCAAAGCGGAAAGACUCGACAAGCUUAGUUCGCCAUGUGCUGUGUGCAGAGAACGAUGAAGAGCGAGAUGCUUGGGUUGAGGCGCUUUUGCAGCACGUCGACAUACCAGAUGAAACUUCACCAAUCGAGAUUCGUGUCCCCUCUGCCACACGUCUACAAAAGCAACAGGCCAGUCAAGACUCAACGCGCUCGCAGCGGAGAGACAGCCCUGAUGUGGCAGAGCAAGAUCGCUUACAGGGCCUCAGCUAUGAUGACGCCGUUCAAGCUCAAGCGCCUGUUCGCGGUCCCAACCACCGAGACAUGAUGGUGGAAAAGGCUUCACGAGGCUCCCCCAAGGAGUCAUCUUUUCACCAAGACAACUCAGGUCACUAUCCUGCAAUCUCCGGACCUAGCAAUGGAACCCCAAUCAAGGACUCUGAAAGCUGGGGCAGCAAGUUAAUGGCGGGACCCACGGCAGUCAAGGAUAAGAAACGCAGUAUAUUCGGCUUCAGAGGUCGCGGCGGUUCUUCCGACCUUGCGCCAGUACAAAUCAGCACCCCACUGCAGUCAACCACGGAACAUCGUCUACCCCCGGGCCGCAGUGUUUUUGGCAUCCCACUUAUGGAAGCUGUAGAGUUCACACAGCCUGAUGGAGUCAAUGUAGCGAUACCAGCUGUCGUUUACAGGUGCUUGGAGUACCUCCGAGCGAAGAAGGCGAUUAGCGAAGAAGGCAUCUUCAGGCUUAGUGGGUCAAACAUUGUCAUCAAGGGCCUACGCGAUCGAUUCAACAACGAAGGCGAUAUCAAGCUGCUCGACGGGCAAUACUACGAUGUUCACGCUGUUGCGUCGUUACUGAAGUUGUACUUGCGGGAACUACCGGCCUCUGUUCUAACUCGGGAACUCCAUCUUGAUUUCCUCAAGGUUCUCGACAUGGACGAGCGUAGCAAGAAGAUCCAGAGCUUCAACGUGCUUGUACACAAACUCCCUAGGCCCAACUUCGAGUUGUUGCGACACCUCGCAUCGUUCCUGAUUGAGAUUGUGGACAACUCAGGAGUGAACAAGAUGACGGUGCGAAACGUCGGCAUAGUGUUUGCACCAACUCUGAACAUCCCAGCUCCGUUGAUAUCUUUCUUCCUUACUGAUUAUACCGAUAUUUUUGGUGCUGCUCUUGACGAAGCCAGCUCUCCGAUCCACGAGAUUCGGAACAACACGUCUCAUUUAGGGGACGAUGCUAUUCGAUCCCCAAGGAGGCAGAUGUUUUCUGAUCUCCCAACGCCUGCGUACAACGAGACAACGUUCCAGCAGCGUAUGGAUCGACCGCCUCAAGGCUACCAAGGAAACAGCGCUCCCAACUAUCCACCUCCGCAACCUCCACAGCAAUAUCAGCAACAGCAACAGCAGCAAUACAGUAACCAGCAACAGCAGGGUCAAUAUAGUGGCUACGACUCAGGCUUCAUUCCGAUGCGCCCCAGCUACGACACCCCAGCCUACGAUCAACCUUAUAAUUCUGGAGAUGGCUACAGUAGCUUGAAUGGAGUGGUACAAUCGAGUGGAGCGCGCGAACAACGGCAACGAAAACGAGAGAGUAGCAUGCUCCUCAUGAACAUGGGCAUGGGUGGCCAACGCAAAGGCUCGGGUGGACCAAACGGGCAACAACGCGGAGAUGGACGAUACGAUCCACGAAUGUACUCGCAAAACAACACGCCCAACCCCCUAAUGAGUAUAGCCGUCACCGUCAUGGACGACAAGCCUCUGCCUCUGCGCGCCGACGAGCCCGACUCUCGAAACAGCCUACGACACAUUCUGGCCGCAGACCCCCAAAUGGACGACUCCAAGCCCGACGCAUCCCAAGCAAACACGCCCGUCCCCGACGAGAGCGAAGCGGGCGGCGAUGCGCCAGAUGCCUCGCGCCCAGCCAACGACCACGACCCGGCCCGACCCUACUACACGGCCACGACGACGACGACGCGCCGCAAUGCCAACGGGAGCGUGUCGUCCGUCUACAGCGGGAACAAGAUCAAGCACCUCAAGAAGGACGAUGGCAUUCCCCUGUGGCGCAAGGACAUCCAGUUCGACUUCCUCAAGCUCGUCUUCGAGGACGACAAGCGCGUCUUCACUAAGCAGUCGGACAGCACCAGCGGACACACCUUUGCUGACAUCUACCUCGAUGCUAUGGCCAAGAGCAGCAAGUGCAGCAAGAUCCUCAAGGACAAGCUUCUGACCGAGCGCCCGGCUGCCAUCAACAUGGCCAUGGUGUGUCUGCUCGUCAACGUCGGCCGCAUGAACACCACCCUCAACUUCUUUCCCGAGAUGCGCGCCCAGCUACGGACCUACCACUCCAUCCCCUCCCUCCAAGCCCACCAAGACCCCAACGCCUACAAACAGCUGCAGGAUGCGCCGCGCCUAAAGUCCAUCCUCAAGGGCGCGACGGAGGACCAAGAGCAGCCCAGCACCAUCGAGGAGAUCAUGGCAGCUUCCAUCCCGCGCACCAACCCCGUCAACCUCAUCUUUGUCCUGUCGCAAUACGCGCCCAAGAUCUCCGAGCUGCACUUCUUCCCGCCUCGCGAUUUCUUCGACCUCGUCAUGCGCUCUAACCUGAGCAGCAAGAGCAGAGCCACUGCCUUCUUAUGGCUCAUGUGGUGGUAUCUCGAGAGCGACUUCACCAAGGAAGCCGCCGAGAAGAAUCCUUUUGGCCCUGGCCAGAUGGGGCCCGCCGACGACCCGACUACAGCCGAGUUUCCCAUCAAGUGUCCGCCUUUCGAGAUACUUUCGCCCGAGCAAGAGUCCCUGGAGAACGUCGAUUCGGUCGAAGAGAAGACAUUUGGUGAGAUUAAGCGCAAAGAGAGGACUGCUAUAUUGGCAAGCGACAUGGCGCCAGUCGUCACAGGCCCCAAACGGACCAACAAAAAAGGCUUCAAUCAAAACCCCGUCUUCUCAAUAGCCGCCGAUGACGGUGCUUCGACACCUGGGCGUGACAGACAGUCGCCAUCCCAUGGUUCUGCACGAGGACGUGGCAAGCUUGCCAAAUCCAUCAUCGAACGAGAUUACCCCUCAGACACCGACCGAACCCGCUCAGCAUCACCUCCUAACAGCGUCUACAAUACAGCAAAGAAGGUGGCUACGCCCAACAUGCGCAUAAACACCCUCCUCAACGAAGACGGCCCCGCCUCAUCUCCCGCAGCCAAGGGCCCUGGCCGCGGGAAUUGGUCCCGCAACCGCACAUCAGGGAUAGGCGCUGGAGGAACACCAGCAGCACGAAGCUUCAAGACCAAACUCGACGCACCAACUUCGCAAGACGGCCAGUCCCCCUCUGCAUCUGCGCCCACCUUCAACGGCCCACACGGCUUCUACCUCCCACUCAACGGCUCCGAUCCGUCGCACAAACGAACCCGUCCCCUCACACAACACCAACUCGCCGUCGAGCAAUACCGACGACGGCGCGUAGACGUCAUCCUCGACCGCGGAAUUCGCAUUGAAUACGCCGCCGCCGCAAAACGCCGUCGCAAAGCCAACCCCUUCAUACGCAGCUGGAUCCGCUGCAAAGGCAUGGCAGAUGGCUACGAUACAGACGAAGAAUCGCAUGCGCAAUACGCCCAACUCUCCGACUACGAACUCGGUACCAAGACCCCGCCGCCCAUGCCCUCUGGUCUCGUUCCUUUGGAUUUUGGCGGCGAAGUCAACGACCACGGCGAGGAAUCUUACUACCGCGCUAAGAUGCUUAGUAGGGCGCUGCGUCGUCUAGAUCGCUGGGAAGGGGGUGGAAAGAGUGGGUCUAGAAGGAGGCUCAAGGGGGAGAGGGGCAGUGGGCUACCAGACGUUAAUGAAGGAGGGCGACCUGUUAUCGGCAGUGAAGAUGAGGAUGAUGAGGACGAAGAUGGCGACUUGAUGGAUGUGGAUGAGAUGGAGAGGAGGGAGGCGUUGGAGGAUGAGAGUGCUGAGGAUAGCGAUGACGAUGUUGAUAUGGAGGGUGAGAGGAGGUGGGAUUCUAAUACCCUUCCACCUUUACCUAGGAUGGCAUAG
Messenger RNA from Alternaria burnsii, 6933 nucleotides. RefSeq names its product rho gap domain-containing protein. The transcript has 7 exons. Bases 1 to 6933 code for a protein of 2310 amino acids. The record is from RefSeq and is a predicted model, not a curated record. Gene Ontology annotation, cellular component: Ino80 complex. Lineage: Eukaryota; Fungi; Ascomycota; Dothideomycetes; Pleosporales; Pleosporaceae. Gene Ontology annotation, biological process: signal transduction.